This is a messenger RNA of Brassica oleracea var. oleracea, 1296 nucleotides long. RefSeq lists its product as uncharacterized. The record is from RefSeq and is a predicted model, not a curated record. Bases 1 to 1296 code for a protein of 431 amino acids. Lineage: Eukaryota; Viridiplantae; Streptophyta; Magnoliopsida; Brassicales; Brassicaceae. The transcript has a single exon.
AUGAACCAGUCUUCUAGAAACCUUUUUCGUGCUACUGAACCAACUAAUCGUCCGGAUAGUACACCUCAAGUGACAAUUCCCGCAAAGGUUCUUAGAUUAGGACCGGAGAACAAGGAGGAAUACGUUGUUGGACAGUUUCAUAGGUGUUCAAAUCCGCCUGGGGGUCUUAUCCAUGCAGUUCUGAAUAGGUUAUGGGGUCGGGAAUGUAAGAUUUCCUGCCGAAAGUUAGGAGACUCAUCAUAUUUAUUCCAUAUUCCUCAUGAAAAUACUCGUAAAUGGGUUAUUCAAAGAGGCGUGUGGCAUGUUGAUGAUUGUUUACUCUUUGUGGCUCCUUGGAAUCCUGUUGACUCAUUUAAAACACCCGAGAUAUCUACCUUGCCGGUGUGGGUAACGCUUAAGAAUAUUCCAUAUUCUUGCUUCUCUAGACUAGGAAUCAGCCACAUAGCAUCAGGUUUGGGAGAGCCUAUGCUUACACACAAGCCCCGUUUAGAUCCAAUCAACAUGGGGGAAGCAAAAAUACUAGUUGAGGUGGAGUUAGAUAAACCAUUCCCGAAACUCAUUGCACUUGAUGACAAGCAAGGUAAUAUCUACUUCGUAGAAGUUGAGUACUCUUGGAUUCCUAGUGCUUGUGAAAGGUGUGGAGCACUUGGACACAAGGAGAAGAGGUGCUUAUUACCACCUCAGUCACAAGAUUAUGCUCCUAUUACAAAAGAGCAUCAUGUCACAAAUGAAGAGAUCCCAAUGGUGGACAUUGUUAAGUUGUUGCAAAAUUCCUCCGCAUCUGGUGUAGAUCAUCCGGAGCCAAAUUCACGCUCACCCAUUACCCGGCAAACACAUGAGACUUUCAAAAAUCCAUUGGUCACUCUUCCUCCUAAGGAUGCAUUUGCUAGUCCGGUUACACAUUCGCAUGAGGUACACUCGGACCCUUGCUCACAGAUUAAUCACACUUUACCCCUGUUAGCAGUAGAGAAAGCUGCGCCAGUUCAGUCACAUAUUAUGGAAAGCAUUCCAUCACAUUCUAUCUUUUUGGAAGACUCUGAGGCUUCUAAAAUUGAGCAACCAUUUGAUCAUCGUUCUCCUCUCACUCUUGAUCAUCACAACUUUCAUACGGAGGAUACUCCGCCUGUAUAUGGGAAAGGUAAUGGUUUUGAUGUGGUUGGAGAUUCCUCUAGUUACACCAUAACUAGAGGUGGAAGGACUAUAAAACAAACACAAAAGGUUCAAGAUAUGGGGUGGACAAGGGCUAGUGGAAGAGGUAAAAAAGGUCAUCGUGGCCGAGGGAACCGAAAUCACUAG